AUGUCCCUGAAUCUCCCCACAUGCACUGGUUACAGUAUUCCCAACUUUGUGAUUUCUGUUCUCCUGAUGCAGGCAAAACAUAUGAAGAGUCAUAGUCUCCCACACCCUCCCAAUGGCCCUGUCAGCCAAGACAGAUCCUCUUCUACCAAUGGUGAGGGCCCCAGUGGCAACCCCAGCCAAUCAGUCAAUGAAACUAGCCGGAGUCUCCAGGAUAGCAUCAAACAUCGCAUCCUAUACUUGUCAGAGCAGCUGAAAGUGGAGAAAACCAGCCGGGAUGAGAACACAGUAGGCUACCUCAAACUGGUGUCAAAAGCUGACCGGCACCAGGCCACUCACAUUAGACAAGCAUUUGAGAAGGUGAAUCAACGCUCUUCUGCCACUAUUGCCCACAUCGAACGCAAGCUCCGUCAGUAUCACCAACAGCUCCAGGAAAUGGAAGAGGGUAACAGAUCCAAGAGCUCAUCACUAAAGGAGGAGAAGGCCAACAAGAGCCAGGAGCCUGCUGACAAGGCCUCUCGGAUGGAGCACCCGAGGCUCAGAGCAGAGGAAUCCCAAUUCAGAAAUUCAUUGGAUACCAUCGAGGAAGAUGGGCUAGCUGCCGCCUUCAUGCUGGAAAAGAAAGACACCCUGGGCCGGCAACAGGGCCUGCUCUUCCUGAAGAUGAAGGAAGAGCUGGAGGAUAUAAAAAAAUCCCAUAGCAGAUUUGAGGUUUCUUAUGAAGCCCUGAAGGAGAAGUACCUGACUGACCUGCAGCUGAUUAUUGAAUCUCUUCAGGAGGAAAAAUACAGGCAAAAGGUAAUUCAAGAACAGGCCAAUGACCACAUGCAGGGGCACCUGGGUGAGAUUUCCCAUAUCAAACAGAACUUGGCCUGCACUGAAGAGAAGAUGGUCUAUCUGUCCUAUGAGAGAGCCAAGGAGAUAUGGGAGGUGAUGGGGACCUUCCAGCAUCGAAUUUCCAAGCUGGAGGCCCAGCAGCAAGCAGCCCAACUAGAGUUAACAAAGAAGUCCAGAAGCCACACCCAAGUCGUCCUAGCUAAGUUCAUGACCUUACUUCUCACUUUUACCACCAUCAUGCUCAUCUGCGUGUCCACCAUCUGCACCUGCCCUUUGCCCUUCUUCAAGUGUCGAUUCCGUGCUUGUGCCAUUUUCUUGUUCAUUGGGCUGGGGAUAAUCACCUGGCAGAAGUGGUACUCUUUCCCAUACAGGUAUUGGCAUGACUGGAUCUUAUCGAGGUGGAAGUUGUAUUACAGAGACUCCAGGCUUCUGCCAAGUUGGGUUUAAAGGAUCAGGGCAACCCUAGCCAUCCUGGGAAUGCCUGCUGGGCGCGUCUCCUUCAUUUUAUGUGUCUGAGGCUUCCAGCUGGGCUGCUGCAAGAAUGGCUGGUCCUCCGUCCUCUCUUCCUGCUGCUAGGAAGCUUUCCAAAACUCAAUACCCUCCCUGAAAUUGUUUCUGCUCAGGCUUCCUGACCCUCUUCCCCCAAAAUGGGUGAUUCAGAGAUAGGAUGGGGUUUUCCACUGACUACUUUCCUGAGUAUUUGAAUAUUAAAAGCUGAGAAGUAAGAGAUCUGUCUCCUUUGUGUUCCCUGGUUGGUACCUCCUCCUUGGACCCAUCUUUGCCUUCCGUUCCACCUCUGCUUUGAGAAUGGGAUAACCUUGACAGCCUUAGACUCUGACUGCCCAGAAAGGGAGGAAUUGGGUCACUCAAACAGCUGGACACUCAGAAAGGGGUAAAGCAGCAGGGAGAAGGUGGCCGGUUGCCUAGGGGAGGAGAAUCCACCCUUUGUUCCACAAAGUUGGGAAGGAAAUGGGGUGGGAAGAAAAGCAAAGACUGAGGCCUGGAAAAGUGGGGGGGGGGGCUUUUGUUUCUGUGUAUGUGAGGCAC
Molecule: messenger RNA, 1881 nt
Organism: Dromiciops gliroides (monito del monte)
Lineage: Eukaryota; Metazoa; Chordata; Mammalia; Microbiotheria; Microbiotheriidae
Gene: TEX28
Product: testis expressed 28
Exons: 3
Coding region: 1-1281 (426 amino acids)
Cellular component (GO): endomembrane system
Source: RefSeq, a predicted model, not a curated record